Messenger RNA from Daldinia childiae, 1422 nucleotides. RefSeq names its product Fumigaclavine B O-acetyltransferase. Bases 1 to 1422 code for a protein of 473 amino acids. The record is from RefSeq and is a predicted model, not a curated record. Gene Ontology annotation, biological process: secondary metabolite biosynthetic process. NCBI's taxonomy places the organism in Eukaryota, Fungi, Ascomycota, Sordariomycetes, Xylariales, Hypoxylaceae. Gene Ontology annotation, molecular function: acyltransferase activity, transferring groups other than amino-acyl groups. The transcript has a single exon.
AUGGCCGCGCUCUCUCCGCUUGACAAACUUAUGCCCCGCGGCUACGUCCGCCAAAUGUUUUGCUUCCCCUCGACACAUGCCGACAUAAUUAAUACACUUAGAGCAGGCUUGAAGGGCGUUGUAAAUGAUGUUCCCUACCUUCUUUCCGGGAUCCUCACCAGCGAAGACCAAAAACAUAUUUCCCUCAGCAGUCCUUAUCAAACACUAGAGAACCUCUGCUAUGAACAAGAUCUUUCGGAUACCGUUGAUUACGCCGCUAUCAAGACACAAAAUUUCCCGCCCUCAGCAUUUACUGCACCAAAGAUUAUACCUCCUGACACGCAGCCCCCGUUUCCGAAUCCGGCGCCGGUAUUCCGGGCGAGCGUGUCGCUGGUUAGAGGUGGAUUCAUAUUAUGCCUCGCCGUUCAUCAUUGCACGACCGACAUCACCGGAUUCGGGGCCUUGCUUAAGAUAUGGGCCUCUUACUGCCGCACAGGCGCGUCUGCAGUGGCUAGGUUCGAUCCGUCUUGGCUAGACCGUGGGGCCUUGAUUGAGAGACAUAGCAUCCCCGAUGUGAUAGCACCUACUUCUAUACCUAGGUUACUCCAUGUCCGGGGACCUGACGACUAUGCUAGGCUUGCUGGUCCAGCAUCAUCGCCUAAUGAUCUCAGGACUGGCAUAUUCUUCUUCCCGCAAACGAAGCUACAGGCGCUGAAGCAUGCCGUGAAUAAGCAUAUCGCUUCUCAGGGUAAUGCAGGCUGGGUUUCUUCAGGUGAUAUUCUCACAGCGCUGCUUUGGAGCGCCAUACUAGCUGCCGAACAAGUGCCGUCCGCCGCUGAAUCGGACGCAACGACUAACCAAAGGGAUACCAGUACAAUAGGUUUCCCCGUGAACUUUCGCUCUCGUUUUAGCCCACCCUUACCCUUAAACUACCUCGGUGCCGCCUUUGUGAUGACAGCCGCCACAGCUUUACGGACGGACCUAAUAUCUUUUGCUACAGGGGCAGCCUCUUCUAGUGACCACGCCCUAUUGGAUUUUACCUCGACCUCAAAACUAGCCGAGAUUGCUUCCACAAUUCGUGCUUCCCUUCGCAGUGUUGAUGAGCAAAGCGUGCGAGAUAUCCUGACAUAUUUAAAUACCGCGUCUAGUGACCAUCCGCCAAUCACGCUGGGACCGCGCCAUGACGGCAUAUCAAUUGUCUCGUGGGCGGACCAAGCCGUGUAUGAGUUAGAUUGGGGCGAUACAGUUGGGAGAUGUGACGCCGUUAGGUGGCCCAAAUUGGCAAAUAAGAGAUACCCUAUCAUUCUGCCUAGGAUCCCAAGUAGCACCAACGGCGACGAAGGAGGUUUAGAGGUAAUUGUUAGCUUCAAUACGCAAGUGUUCUUCAAAUUUGAGCAGAGUUGGCCGAUUAAAAAAUUCGCGACUACUCGGUGUUGUUCGUAA